Molecule: messenger RNA, 147 nt
Organism: Vairimorpha ceranae
Lineage: Eukaryota; Fungi; Microsporidia; Nosematidae
Exons: 1
Coding region: 1-147 (48 amino acids)
Source: RefSeq, a predicted model, not a curated record
AUGCUAGUGUGUGUCACUAAUUAUUUGAUUUUGAGUUUUGGUGCCGGAGAAGCUUUCUUAGAUGACAAUAAAUUUAUUUUAUUUUAUUUUUUUAUUAUUUUUAUUUUAUUAAAUUUAACGUUAUGCUGGGCUUUUUUAUCUUUGUAG